CACUAACUGUCACAAUAUUCCUAAUGGCAUUAUGGUGGAGUCGUUAAAUGUCACAGUUUAUCAAUCUUUAUAAUUAUUUUCGAGGUAUUUAUUUCUUUUUCAAUCCUUACAAUUACAUCGAUAUGUUAAAGAAGGUACAAAGUCUUACUCCUUCUGAAACAUCUUCAAGUACCGAUAAGACUCCGAUGCAAUGUUCUGUUUGUAAAACAACAGCCAAGUCUAGCCUUUACGUUUGUGAGAGUGGCCACGUCAUAUGUAAAAGUUGUCAAAAAUGUGACAUUACACAAGACACUCGUAAUGAAUGUGGUGACAACAAUCCAGAUAAAAUGGAGACUCCAAAUAAUGACCUGAUGAAUAAAGUACAAGACUUAGCAAGCGGAGACUUUGACAAACUUGCAGCUCAAGAUCUAGAUAAAGAAUCAAAGAAAAGCUAUAAAGAAGAUAAAACCUUAGCAAAAACUCAGGAUCUAGACGAAGAGUCUAAGAAACACGCAGAAGCAAUUAUUGAAUAUAAAAAUCUGUAUUAUCAAGAGACCAGCUCCAGUGUCACAAGUGUGGAAGGUUUGAAGAUCACAGACGACAAUGUGUCAUGUCAAAGCGGUUCCCAUAUUGCUCCAAGACCUGUAAUGUGUCCAGUAACCGUUUGUUCAAAAAUGGUGACGAUCGACUCCUUCAUGCUACACUUCCAUUUCGAUCAUUCCAAGGUUCCAAGAAAAACUUUGGAUGACACCACGCCUCAAGAAAUUUCGCUAAAAGCAUCAAACUUCUCCAAUGAAGUACAAUGUGUGGCUACAUUUAUAAUGGAAACUCAAAAAAGAUCAAGCAAUAUGAGAAAAGCAGAGUCGACACCAACUGUUCGCAAUACUUUGAGGGACAAUAAACUAUUACUGUUAAUGGCUGUGAAAUUGCCUAUAAAUCCUAUAAAACUGCCUGGCAUGAAAUCUGAACAAACACACGUUUUCACUCGGAGUAUUCAGACACAGACGGAGAAAAUUUUCGAUUAUGAUUCUGGGAUGUUUGUAGAUCGCAGCAAAAAUAGUAGCGAUCAUAAAACAAAUACAACUAAACUAGAGUUUAUUGAGGAUGAAAUCCUUUUACUGUGGCUCUGCAAAUUGGAUGAUGCAGAGAAAGUGUUCAGUAUAACGCUAUUGGGUGAAGACAGAAGACGAGGUUACUGUUACCUUGGUGACGCUGGUCAUGUAAGAGACAACCAGGAUCCAUACUUACUCUGCGAAAGAUCCGAAUGCCUCAUGGUUAAAAGUACUACAGUUAACGACCUCUACGAUCUUAAUGGUCAUGUUACCGUUAUAGUUAGUAUGAUAGGAUAAAUAAAAUAUUAUUAA
This is a messenger RNA of Spodoptera frugiperda (fall armyworm), 1343 nucleotides long. RefSeq lists its product as uncharacterized. The coding region runs from base 48 to 1328 and encodes 426 amino acids. NCBI's taxonomy places the organism in Eukaryota, Metazoa, Arthropoda, Insecta, Lepidoptera, Noctuidae. The transcript is spliced from 9 exons. The record is from RefSeq and is a predicted model, not a curated record.